CCCUCCUUCUGAAACUGCAUCUUGAUUCACCAGGCCACAGAGUGAAUCUACAACUGUCGCAUUUCACCUGGCAUUGACAAGUAAUUUUUAGAAGUAAUUUUCAGUUUGCCUGCACAUCUAUCACCUGCUCCUUGGUGCUCGAGAAGUGACGCGGUUGCAGUGAUGGAAUUUGCGUUGAAACGAAAUUUUUGUCCAUCGUCGUCGUCCUACGGAAAUUGUUCGAAGCAUUGUUUUCCUUUCAGAGCAGUUUCGUUCGGAGGGCGUCAACAUAUAUCCUCUGGAGAGCAGAGGCGUGACCUUCAAAUCCAGGAAUGCAGGACAAAGGCGACAAUAAGCGUCAGACACCGCUGCUACGCUGCACAGACGGAAGCAGCCCCACGGAGUGAUGAUGUGCUCCCUGACUCCUUCCUUGAGGCGCUGGAGCACGCUGCUCAGUCAACAAAGGCAGCAAUCGAUAGCGGAGCAGACCGGUGUCUGGUUGAGAUCUUGCUAUUGGGAUUGUGGGAUCCCUCAUCGGGCAACCUCUUUGCUGAAGAAGGGGAUCAGCAGCGGUUUUGGAAGAUCACACGCAAGUUUAUUGAGCAAAUGUCAGUUGCUAGUGGUCCCAGCAAAAUCAAAGCGCUCUAUCCAGACAUGGGAGUGGCAGCAAUGCUGAGGAAUGAAUGGAAAGAUCGAGACUUUGAAAUUGCUGCCAUCAGCGAGAGGAGCGCGGUGGCCGAGGGAGAUGACUUGGUCAUCAUUGCUGCAGUGGAUCCGCAAGGUCUGAAUGAGGCCAAGCGGGUAGCGGCAGGAAGCUCAUUCACUCCUGUCAUUCUGUUCAAUCCACGCCUGGCGAGCGGUGAUGUGGGCUUGGGGCUCAAUGUGCGGCGCAUGCGCAACGAAUUUCUCUCUACCUUCCAGAUUACCUACUCCCUGCGGCCCGUGAAUGAGACAGGCACCGUGUUCCGCCGAUUUCCUGGCACCUGGAAGGUGUUCAAGGAAGACGCCUCAUCUCCUGGCCGAUAUGAUCUUGCAGCUGAAUUCAGGGAUCAGCCUACAGGGGAUGACCUUGACCAGAUCUUCGAGAAUGGGGAUGACAAUGCCGAUGGCCAGGAUGGCCAGGGCAUUUUCAAUGGCACCAAGUCAGCAGUAAAUGGAUUUGUUAGAUUCCUCUCUUCGCUUUCCAAGUAAGGCAAUUCUGUGGAUGCGUCUUUGGCAAUCCACAUGUAAUCGGAGAGCACUC
Messenger RNA from Coccomyxa subellipsoidea C-169, 1222 nucleotides. RefSeq lists its product as hypothetical. Bases 163 to 1170 code for a protein of 335 amino acids. NCBI's taxonomy places the organism in Eukaryota, Viridiplantae, Chlorophyta, Trebouxiophyceae, Coccomyxaceae. The transcript is spliced from 8 exons. The record is from RefSeq and is a predicted model, not a curated record.